AUGUUUCAGCAGAGGAUCGCAGAUGAAUUGAACACCGCGUCGACCUGGCACGUAUGGACCGUCGAUUCCGACGCGACAAACCAUUCCACUUCGUUCGUCUUUUACGUUGGUAACACACGGGGCACAUCAAACCGGGAACUGUUCCUCAGCCAUCGAUUCUACAUCGAUUUCGGCCAGGACUCGCCAACAUCGACGGCGUCAUUCGCGCAGCCCACGAGCACCCAGACGACGACCCGAAACCUGACAGUUUCUUCCUCGUCGAUGGUCACGAACCAGAGCAGCGCAGCGACGGAACAAAGUAGACUUUCGCACGCUACAACGCUCGAGUUAGGACUUGGAAUUGGGCUGGGCGUACCAUUUUGUAUAGCAGUCGGAGUUGCCUUGUUCUUCGCACACAAGCGAAAAGGACCGCCUCCACUCACUACUGAGGUCGUUUCUGAACUUGACCGCAAGACAGCGGGUCCUAGCACGCAGGAACUGGAUGGUGGUAACCCAUGGGACGCAAAACAUCCAUCUGGAAGGCGGACAACCAGGUACGAGCUGGGGUAG
Molecule: messenger RNA, 549 nt
Organism: Aspergillus terreus NIH2624
Lineage: Eukaryota; Fungi; Ascomycota; Eurotiomycetes; Eurotiales; Aspergillaceae
Exons: 2
Coding region: 1-549 (182 amino acids)
Source: RefSeq, a predicted model, not a curated record